Messenger RNA from Triplophysa dalaica, 3012 nucleotides. RefSeq names its product BCL2 modifying factor 2 (gene bmf2). The record is from RefSeq and is a predicted model, not a curated record. The coding region runs from base 171 to 782 and encodes 203 amino acids. Gene Ontology annotation, biological process: positive regulation of apoptotic process; apoptotic process; negative regulation of autophagy. Gene Ontology annotation, cellular component: myosin complex. NCBI's taxonomy places the organism in Eukaryota, Metazoa, Chordata, Actinopteri, Cypriniformes, Nemacheilidae. The transcript is spliced from 4 exons.
CGACGGGCGUGGCUUCACGCAGCGCUCGUGUCAAACCACUCGCGCCGAUUCCGUGUUAGUAAACACGAGCAUGUUGAGGAGUGAACACGGAUUAAAAGAGCGUUGACAGCCUUUACGGAAUAAAAACAGCUCUGAGACACAUUCGCGCAUUGGCGGCUUUGGUGCGUCUGAUGGAGGAUGAUGAAGAGGAACAGCUUCCUCACAGCCGUGAAACGCCACUGACAAACCAGAGCACAGAGAACAGAGACGCCUCUCGUGGACAAACCCCUACCAGACAAGGACGGUUCGAAAACAGAUCCACGCAGACUUUAAAUUCAGCGAGAGCCGGAGAAAUGGCACCGCUCCAGGGUUCUGAAAGAGGAACAGCAUCUCACUGUGGAGAUGCGGAGGCCAGGACUGCCUUUAGAGGGCUUUGUGGCUUCGCGUCAUUUGCGACGGCCCCUGGGGUCUUGGAGGGGCCAAGAGCACUUUUUCACGGCAAUGCUGGGUUUCGUGCACACUUCCCCGCCCUGUUCGAACCCGUGCCGGAUGCAAACUCAGAAGAAAGCGAGGUGGAGGAAAGGAGGACAGAAGACAAAGACGACGAAGACGAGGCAGGAACCAGCGUGGAGGUUCAGAUCGGCCGCAAAUUACGGGAAAUGGGUGACCACUUUCAGCGCGAACAUCUUCAACUGUUCACACAGCAUCAAAGAGACCAGAUGGGUUGGUUCCAGCUAGUGACGUCACUGUACAACUUUCUAUUUCCACAAGAAGGACCCCAAAAUGUUGGAGCGCAGAGAUGAGAGACCGCCACACCUGUUUAGGAUGCAAGGGUGUUCAACACAGCACUAAGAUCUGGAUUAUGUGGCUCCAAAACAGUGUUAUGGGGAUCACUGGAAAGUUGCUGCUGGUCGGAGACUUUCCUGCUUUUUCAUUCUCAGAGUGGAGCGUUGGAGCAAGCUUGAUUCUUUCUGGAGGUUACCUAUCAAUAUUAAAGUCUCAAUAAUCUGCCUUAUCUCUCUCCAACAUUUUUAUUCCACACGAGCGACUCUCAUCAGCGGAUGCUCAGGCAAUGUCUCUGCUGAAGACACCAGAAGAGAUUCUUGAGCUUUCUCUGCUAAUUCGCAGUUUGACUCACGUCCCCGUGGCUGUUAUCGGUGUUAUUGGGAUAGAAUUGAAGAAUUUUGUUCAGUCUCAACGGAUGUUUGAUGUCUCAACCAGUACAAUGCUGGUAAUCCAGAUGCCAGUAACGUGCUUCAUAAAAGACAAACGCACAGAAAAACAUUAAAAAUGUUUUACUACCUGAAAAUCAAAAUCGAGCCAUUUUUGAUAAAAAGAAAGAGAGAGAAAUAUGAUUUUUGUUAUUAAAACUGAUACAUGUUGGUCUUUGCUAAAGAAUAUGCUUUCUCAUUAAGGGUGAAUGUACCACAUUCAAUUCACAGACGAAAAAUAUGCGAACUAAACAUCUAGCAUGCUUCUUUGUUGAACAACAUAAAUUUUAAAACUUAUGAAUUUGCCUUAAUGAAUUUCUCUGUUCUGAAUUUCCAUUCUGCUGUUUUAUAGCGCAGAUAUAUGAAUUACGUAAUGAUACUUAGAGAUGAAAUUCAUUUCUCUCAGGCACUGAGGUAUAAGUUUAAAACCAGGGUUUUAAACCACCAGUUAAAUAAUUGACCCUUUGCUAUGCCCGAUUAAAACAUAAACAUUACUAUAAAAUGUUUACAUAAAAACAUUAUGUAAACAUAAUGUUUACAUAAUGAUAAAAACAUUACUGACCAAUUCACAAUACAUGCUUUGUUUCUAAAGCAGGUUUAUGAAAUUGACACAAUAAAAAAAGUACAAUUAAAAACCUUAAUCAAGAGGCAGGACAUAGAAAAGGGUCGAUUGUGGACAACCGGGAGUUUAAAAACCACCAAACCAUCUUUUACAGUUUAACCCAAGCGCGAUACAUGCAAUCAUAAUAUUUAUUAAAUGAAUAUUUGUAAAUAGCAAUCACUGGUUAUAAAGAGGAGCUUUUUAUGACUAUAAAUGUAUUAGAGGGAACGUGUCCUCAUCUGUAAGGCAUAAAAUAUGCUUUGCUCAAAAAGGAGGACAAUAAUGAACUCAAAAGAUGUAGAUUUCUUCUAUAAGCGUCCAGUGAAACGGCCAGACUGCGUCAUGAGCCUGGCUUAUGAUCUGGUGUCUGUUAAUAUUUUAGAGUUUGUAUAUGAUAAGUACUUAUUUAUUUUCCAUAUAUCUUAAACCUAUAAUGUAAAGUGAAAUGAAUAUAAAUAUGAGAUUAAUUUCUAAAAUCUUUCCAUUGCCGAUUACUUAAAUGCUUUCUUUGUGGUACAAUCUACUGAGGUGCCUGUACUUUGCAGUUUACAACUUUAUAAGGUUAGCUUGUGCAUUAUUGAUAAAGGGAUACAGUUUAUGACACGUUCAUGUUUUCUAUGAUUGCAUAUUAUUUUCAAUUCCAGACCAUUUUGUUUCCUGAAAACAUUCCAUGGAGGUUAUUUCCAGUGGUGUGAUGUGAUGUAUUGUUGUCGUUUUCUUUUGACGGGUGUGCCUGUAACGCUUGUGUGUUGUUAUCAACAACACUCGCAGACAAUCAAACAGCUGAAGGUGCCUUAACAGCAGGCAGGUGAUGAAGAUUCACGAUAUCAUCACUCCAAACAGAUCUGAGCGUUGCUAGCGCUGGUUCUUUGGGUUGAGGGAGACUGCAAAACAUUUACCUCGACCUUAAUGACAGAGACUAUCAGAUUUAUCUCGCCAGCUGAAGAAUAACAGGAUAAAACCUCUGCCAUCUGAUUCCUCCAGUAUGAAAUGCUGUUACAAAUGCACUUGCUUCAAAAAAAUCUUGUCAAAGUCGAUAAAUUUGGAAUGUUUACGGGACUUUUUUAAUUUUGGUACUUUGUCAUAGACUCUGAGAAAUGCACAAUUCUCGUAUUAAAUGCUUUUAUGGAAAUGUCUUUUUUUAUCAUGCAUCAUAAAGGCUGUCAUUUAAAUGCUGAAAAUUUCUGCAAUUACCUGCAUUAAAGUAUUUAUGGAUACUCA